UUACAGGUUGAAAAUUAGGAAGGAGUUACAAGCUGUGACCACACUGAACCAGCACCAUGUUGGAAGAAGAUAUGGAAGUGGCCAUUAAAGUGGUGGUAGUAGGGAAUGGUGCUGUUGGAAAAUCAAGUAUGAUACAGAGAUACUGCAAAGGGAUAUUCACAAGGGAUUACAAGAAGACCAUUGGAGUAGAUUUUCUGGAAAGGCAAAUUCAGAUAAAUGAUGAAGAUGUUCGGCUUAUGCUGUGGGACACAGCUGGACAAGAAGAAUUUGAUGCAAUCACUAAAGCAUAUUACAGAGGUGCCCAAGCUUGUGUGUUGGUAUUUUCUACCACAGACAGGGAAUCUUUUGAAGCGGUGCCCAACUGGAAGGAGAAAGUGAUGGCUGAAGUUGGAGACAUUCCAACAGUUCUUGUUCAGAAUAAAAUUGACCUGCUUGAUGAUACAGUUAUUAAGAAUGAAGAGGCAGAAGCUCUAGCCAAGAGGUUAAAAUUGAGGUUUUAUAGGACAUCGGUUAAGGAAGAUCUGAAUGUUACUGAAGUUUUUAAAUAUUUGUCUGACAAGUAUUUGCAAAGGCUAAAGCAACAGACGGCGGAAGACACAGAAGUUGUGCACACAAGUGGCAACAAAAUAGGGGUAUUUAACACAGCAGGUGGCAGCCACUCUGGCCUGAAGGCAGAUGCUAUGAAUGGAGGAAAUGUGAUCACUCUAAGGCCAAACAAGCAGAGGACCAAGAAGAGCAAAAGUCCUUUCAGCAGUUGUACCCUGCUUUAGAACUGUUCUGUAUAGAUAAAAAAAGAGAACUGCAAAAUCGGGGACUACAGUGCAAUUACUCUUCUAAUACAGGAAUACAGCCACUUCCGGAAACAAAAUCAAAGUAAGGGUUACCUCAGAAGGAUUAUGUGGACUCUUAGGCCACCUAGUGUUUGACAUUGGUAUGACAAUUUACAAACUGUUAAAAACAGAGAAAAUAAUGCUGCCCAGUUAUUUUAUUUUUGUGAUUGAACAAACCCAUAAAUUGGUACUAACUAGUAUUUAAAGUGAAUUAGCUAUUUAAUAUAAGAGAUUAUAAACUUAGUUGCAAAUACCAUGCGAUAACAUGGUAAACACUACUUGGUACUUGUGCAAUAUUAAUCUAACACGCAAGAUAUUUCCUACAGUCUUUGAAUAAUCCCAUUAGGGAUGUUCAUCACAUUUUACAUUCAAGCUGACACUUAUAAAAAUAUUUUCAUAUUUUAAUAUUGGAUUAUAAACGGAUGUGCUGAUAUAAAUGUUUUAGGACCUUAAUCAAUAAACUGAUGUGCAUCGUGCCAAACUGCUUGACAUUGCGCUGCUAAUGUAAGUUUUGGGAUUUUUUUACAUUCCUGUUCAUCAAAUGUAUUCACACUAUACACACUGUAGUAAGAGGGAGG
Messenger RNA from Nanorana parkeri, 1408 nucleotides. It is a transcript of the gene RAB23, whose product is annotated as RAB23, member RAS oncogene family. Bases 57 to 770 code for a protein of 237 amino acids. Gene Ontology annotation, molecular function: GTP binding; GTPase activity. The transcript has 6 exons. Lineage: Eukaryota; Metazoa; Chordata; Amphibia; Anura; Dicroglossidae. The record is from RefSeq and is a predicted model, not a curated record.